Molecule: messenger RNA, 612 nt
Organism: Hyaena hyaena (striped hyena)
Lineage: Eukaryota; Metazoa; Chordata; Mammalia; Carnivora; Hyaenidae
Product: 60S ribosomal protein L21-like
Exons: 1
Coding region: 42-503 (153 amino acids)
Biological process (GO): translation
Cellular component (GO): ribosome; cytosolic large ribosomal subunit
Molecular function (GO): structural constituent of ribosome
Source: RefSeq, a predicted model, not a curated record
AAAGAAACCCAGGAAGUGCCAUCUUCCAGUAAUUCACCAAAAUGACCAACACAAAAGGAAAGAGGAGAGGCACUCACCAUAUGUUCUCCGGCCCUUUUAGAAAACACAGAGCUGUUCCUCUGGCAACAUUUGAUGUUGUGGACAUCAAGGCAAUGGGCAUUGCUGCAAAAGAAUUGCCCCGCAAAUGUUACCACGGCAAAACUGGAAGAGUCUACAAUGUUACCCAGCAUGCUGUUGGCAUUGUUGUAACCAAAUACGUUAAGGGCAAGAUUCUUGCUAAGAGAAUAAAUGUAUGUAUGGAGCAUAUUAAGCACUCAAAGAGCCGAGAUAGCUUCCUGAAGCGUGUGGAAGAAAGUUAUCAGAAAAAGAAGGAAGCCAAGGAGAAGGGUACUUGGGUUCAACCAAAGUGCCAGCCUGCCCCACCCGGAGAAGCACGCUUUGUGAGAGCCAACGGAAAUGAGCCUGAGCUGCUGGAACCCAUUUCCUAUGAAUGCAUGGCAUGAUAAAUGUAAGAACAAUAAAUAAGUAAGAAAAAAGACCUCAAGACUGUAAAAAUGUUUCUCUUAAUUGAGUGGAAGUGUGGGUGUCCUCUCCCCCAAAGAGGGACUUAAA